Molecule: messenger RNA, 1461 nt
Organism: Diorhabda sublineata
Lineage: Eukaryota; Metazoa; Arthropoda; Insecta; Coleoptera; Chrysomelidae
Exons: 6
Coding region: 618-1313 (231 amino acids)
Molecular function (GO): sequence-specific DNA binding
Source: RefSeq, a predicted model, not a curated record
GAGUGCAUAGAAAUCGACCAACUGUAAACUUUUGACUUUAACUAUAUAUAUUUUUCAAAUUAAUCAUCAGAUAAAAAAAUAUGCUGUUUCAAAGACAAUUUAAAAUGCUUUAAUAUCAUCUCCAAAAAGUUCAAAAUGUUCUAUCGGAUUUAGGUCAGGACUGUAUGUUGGCCACCCCUUUGUUGUAUUUAUAAGUCCAUAGUUCCAAACAUAUUUUUUAAAAAUUCCUCAAUAAACACUUUAGACAAUGUUCUAAUCUGGAUAUUUGGAGAUAGUGAGGAAAUGAUCUUCAGAUUAUUUUUUAUUCCUCACUGUUAAUAUUGACAAACAAUAUAGUUCUGUGGUCAAACCUGAGAAAUGUGUUUCAUAUACAAAAAGAAGAAGAGAGCGGGAAGCUGAGUUGAUAGCACAGACCACACCAGACGGGAAAGUAGAUCCAAAAAGAAGGCAGUUUUUUUCAUCAUUGUUCAGUACAUUACAAAUCGUAUUUAUCUGUCUUUAUCACACUUACUACAAAACGUUUGUAGAGGCGCUUUUGUAUUUACAGAAAUCUUUCGAAAGUUACAUUAUUCUAUUUGUGGGUUUGUGUGGUUUCAAUAAUUAUCAUUCACCGGAAAAUGAGAUUUUGUAUUGUGUGCGGUAAUUCUGAAGACGACGUAAAGCAUUUAUUUUGCUUUCCCCGUAGCGCAGACAGGUCGCAAAUAUGGCAGGAAGCUAUGGAAAUGAAAUAUAGACCACUAUGUGGCCAUGUUAGAAUCUGCAAUGAGCAUUUCACAAAAGAUAGAUUUGUGCCGUGUACCUCAGUUUUACGUUUGAAAGCUGAUGCAGUGCCCACAAUUCUGGAAGUCCAGAAGGACCAUGUUAUGAAGGGACUGGACCAGAUAGCAAAUAAAAAAGUAAACAUUAUAUCCCAAUAUAUAAUAAAGCCAGAACCACAGACUCUUUUGGAUACCAAAUCAUUAAGUAAUGCAAACAGUGAAGUUACUGAACAUGAGAAAACAAAUUCCUCGCAGUCACCAUCCCAACGGGCUGUCACACCAAUUUCAAGUACAGUUAGAUGUAGAAGGACUUUUUUUAAGGACGUUGAAGGCUUGUGUUCAACAAAGAUAACACCAAGAAAGCAAAAGUUGAUGGUUAUUGUGAAGAGGAAGCAGGGUCGCAUAAGAAAAUUACAAAAAGUUUGCAAACAAAAAGGGAAAAGGAUUAAAACUUUAGAAAAUAUAGCAAUGAAUAAUUGUUUCAAAGGCAUGCCAUCUACCAUAUCUAACUUUAUGAUGUCUCAGAUUUACAAACAACUUUGUCCUCUUGCAUAACGUUUUGUUUCAGUUUUCUUGGAAUCCCUAUGAUCUAAUGUUACUAGUUCUCAUUCAGUCUGUGUUUGUUAUGAAAAGAUGUGGCAUAGCAUUAUUAUUAUUGUGAAUCUUUGUUGUACUUAUGCAAAUACAAUUUGACAAAGCUCAA